Messenger RNA from Parnassius apollo (apollo), 618 nucleotides. The record is from the annotation of a GenBank genome assembly. NCBI's taxonomy places the organism in Eukaryota, Metazoa, Arthropoda, Insecta, Lepidoptera, Papilionidae.
AUGAGAACGCUCGACACUCGACUCUCGCGCGCGUACUUGAGAGGUUCUCAAAUUUUGUUCCUCAAGCCGCUGAGAACGCUCGACACUCGACUCUCGCGCGCGUACUUGAGAGGUUCUCUAAUUUUGUUCCUCAAGCCGCUGAGAACGCUCGACACUCGACUCUCGCGCGCGUACUUGAGAGGUUCUCUAAUUUUGUUCCUCAAGCCGCUGAGAACGCUCGACACUCGACUCUCGCGCGCGUACGUGAGAGGUUCUCAAAUUUUGUUCCUCAAGCCAAUGAGAACGCUCGACACUCGACUCUCGCGCGCGUACUUGAGAGGUGCUCAAAUUUUGUUCCUUAAGCCGCUGAGAACGCUCGACACUCGACUCUCGCGCGCGUACUUGAGAGAUUCUCAAAUUUUGUUCCUCAAGCCGCUGAGAACGCUCGACACUCGACUCUCGCGCGCGUACUUGAGAGGUUCUCUAAUUUUGUUCCUCAAGCCGCUGAGAACGCUCGACACUCGACUCUCGCGCGUGUACUUGAGAGGUUCUCAAAUUUUGUUCCUCAAGCCGCUGAGAACGCUCGACACUCGACUCUCGCGCGCGUACAUGAGAGGUUCUCUAAUUUUGUUCCUCUAG